UGAGCUGACAAUGCGUAAAAUAUACCAUCGACACCUGCAUCUACUGCCGUGACAAUGGCCGUCUCUUUCUUCUCAGCUAUGAGACCUGAGAUGUCUCUCGGUGCUUGGCUUGUUUUCCUGCUGCUUCCACUCUUACACAAGACACACGGACAAGGUUUGGUGGUGGACUUCAAGAUCCUGGAAGAGGAGAACUCUGGGAGCUACGUGGGCAGCAUCGCCAGCGACAGCGGCCUGUCGCAGUACGUGUCUCAGGAGGAAUUCAGCAGUCUACGUUACAACUUCCUGGAUCUCGACAACCCCAAAGCCACCUCUCUAUUCAGUAUUAACAUGGGGACAGGCGAUAUAUACACAACUGCUGUGAUCGACAGGGAAAAAGUAUGUGCCUUUUACACGGUGUGUGUAAUAUCUUUUGAUGUAACAGUUACAUCAUCAAUGACGUCAUUUUUCCAGAUCGUCACUGUUAAGGUGACCAUCGAAGACCGCAAUGACAACAAUCCACAGUUCCCAAAAGAUCAUAUCACGUUGCAUGUCUCAGAGGCAGCAACAUCUGGGACGUCUUUCAGAAUAGAAGGUGCUAAAGACAGGGACAAGGGUCCCAAUAACUCGGUAAAGAGUUAUGAACUGAGGUCUGAUUCUGACGAGUUUGCGCUGAAGGUUGAGGGGAGGCCAGAUGGAACAUCCAGUCUCAGAGUCGUGGUGAGGCGGACUCUGGACAGAGAGAAGCGGGACCGAUACCAGCUCUUCAUAUACGCCAUGGACGGAGGAGAACCGCCACUUAUAGGCAAUCUCACAGUCAAUGUCGUUGUCCUGGACGAGAACGAUAAUGCCCCCAUGUUCUCGCAAAACAUGUACGACUUCAAUAUUCCUGAGAACACUGAAAUAAAGCACAUCUUCGGCAGUGUCACGGCAACAGAUAAGGAUAUUGGUUUGAAUGGAAACAUCAGCUAUCGUUUCAGUCCUGAACGCAGCAGCGAGGUUGUGAAGUUUUUCGCGCUGGACGAUCGGACGGGUCGACUCAGUGUGAUAGGUCAGCUGCAGUAUGAAGCAGGAGAACAUUUUGAGACUAUCAUUGAAGCAUUCGAUCACGGUGACCCUCCUCUAGAGUCGCAGGCCAUAGUGCUGUUUCACGUCGAGGACAUGGGAAACAAUCCUCCUCGGGUCCACAUCAGUCCAGUGUCCUCAGGCGUUGGAGACAUGAUUCUCAUGUCAGAAGGGUCCAGGGUUGGUACGGUGGUCGCCCACAUCAGAGUCAUUGAUAAGGAUGAAGGUCGCAAUGGAAUUGUAGCGUGCCGGAGCACCAACGAUCAAUUUUCUCUGCACGUCUUGGAACGACGAGGUUAUAUUAUUCAGCUGAAAAAGAAGCUUGAUCGAGAGCUAAAUGAGGAACUGAAUAUAUCAGUUUCCUGCUAUGAUUCGGGAUCUCCGAGUCUAGAAACUACUGCAGGGCUUCUUGUUCGUGUUACUGAUGAGAACGACAAUCCGCCAGUGUUUCAGAAAGACACGUAUGUAUUUAAUCUCUUAGAAAACAACCAGAUCGGUGAUUUGGUUGGGACUGUCUAUGCUGUGGAUAAUGAUAUAGGACAGAACGCCAUCCCUGUGUACUUUCUGAACAUGGACAAUGGUGGAAUGUUUAGAAUAGACCACGAUACUGGAGAUAUAGUAGCCAAUGCUAACUUCGACAGGGAGACUGUUUCUGAGAUGACCUUCACCGUCAGGGUUCGAGACGAGGGGGAGAAACCGCUGACUAGCACAGCCACGGUGAUCGUCAACAUUAUGGAUCGUAACGAUAACAGGCCCAUCUUCGUGGAUUCUACGCUCGUGUUCAAUGUUUCGGAAGACAUGUUUCCAGGUAGUUUUGUGGGUCAGCUUUUCGCCACUGAUGAUGAUAUAGGCAAAAACGCCGAGUGCGAAUUUCUGAUGCAGGUCGAUGGAAACGUUCUUCCUUUCGUUGUAUUUUCUGACGGAGUGAUCCGAACAGACCGGAAGUUACACCGAGACGUCAUGGAUAGGUACACGCUGGCUGUUCUGGUGAAGGACAACGGGUCGCCAUCUUUAACCUCCACGGCUCGAGUCAUCGUCAACGUCGUCGAGGCCAACAGCCACGUCCCGUAUUUUCUGUUUCCAAACGAAAGGAACCACACCAUCAGCGUUCCGAUGGAUGCAGAACCUGGCAGUAUAGUUACCCAGCUUCAAGCUGCAGAUGAGGAUGAAGGUAAAAACGGAGUUGUGUCAUAUUCUAUCACAAACGGAAAUGUGAAAGAUGCGUUUCGUAUAAAUGCCGACACCGGUGAGAUAAUGUUAACACGAAAGCUCAACAAAUCCGACCCGCCUUCCAUCAUCCUCACCGUCGCCGUGCACGACAACGGCGGCCCUCCGCUCGUGACUCAGAACAACCUCAUCAUCAACUUCUUUCCAGCGAAUACCUCCCUUGCGGAUACGGCGGGCAAGGAGAAUCUCAUGUACAUCAUCAUCGCCGGGGCAGUAGGGGGACUCACUGUUGUGGUGUCGAUCAUCGUGGCCGCUGUCAUCAUUCAGAUGAAGAGGAAUGACGCAUCGAGGGACGAGCACUCCAUAGCGAUCCAGGAGCAGGGGGAUGACGCCAGGACGUUCGACAAGCAGCUGUGGCACAGCGUGCCGGCGGAUGACGCCAGUGUAGGCUCGGUGGAGGACAAUGAGAAGAAGAUUGACGACAUUCUGAAGGGGAAGAUGGGCGACAAGACGAGUUUCUCCUUCCACAACGGGUCCGACCACGAGGACCCGUAUCUGAAGAAGCUCAACUCAGACCAGUACGGAAUGAAACAGUUCUACACAUUCAGAAAGUGUCCUUCCCAAGCUGCUAGUGAAGAUUUCCACAGCGACACGUCAGGGGAGACAACUACCAGCGACAGUGGAAGAGGCGGAAGUGACGAAGACACUCAUCUGUCAUGCGUUCCGGAAAUCGCAGAAGAAGUUGACGACCCCCAACAGGAAGUGACGUCAUUCAGGAGGCUCUCGUCAUCUCAGUCCGACAAUAUCAUCGGCAUCACCAGCUUCAACCCAGACGGCGGGACCCUGACCUUCGAAACAUUCGUGCCUCGCAACCACCAGUCUCGGUUCAAGCCUCCAGUGACGACGGCCAUCCCAGCCCGAGACCCGUACCAGCAGAAACAGUUCACCAAGUGCGUCAGUCCCUUCGACGACCCACUGCAGGCGAAGCGGGCCAGUCUGGGCAAGAGAGUCACGUUCGCGUCUGACGCGCUGACUCAGAAGAACCUACAGAAUCUGGAGCGCUACCUCCACAUCAGAGAGGGCAAACCUCCGGGAAACAAGUUCGCCUUCGUUCACCAACAUCCAGAGAUUUUACCGGCUAACACCGAGUUGGUGGCGCACGCCGGAAGUUGGUAUCCUCGGUUGUCUCGCAAUAUGGACGAUGACGACAACACAACUACUUCCGGUAGCUACACUCUCGGUUCGGAAGACAUUGACGAAAUGUUUUGUGACAAUUAUCAUUCAGUUUCGUGAAUGGAUAGGUUUUGUUUUUUUCUGCAGUGCAUAAAUGAGGUUGGACACGAAUUGUGUUUGACGCUCUAUAAAAUAUCACUUUGUUCGCAGUGGUACACAGCAUUGUGUUCAAGAUGGAAUUGUCUUGAAGAACACACAACGAAUGCCUUGUGUUUGAUAACAGAACUUACAGUUAAACUUGUGUUAAAGCCGCCAUCACGUCUCACAUCCUGUAAAAUUGUUUUAAAAUGCAAAACACUAACACAACUCUAUAUAUAAUAUAUUCGCGUGUUGUCGCAGUAAAGAAUAUCAGCUAGUUCCGUCGUGUCAGUCUUGGUAUGGCAAAUACAGUUACAUUAAGGUUAGACAUCAUGGCUAACACAAAACGUAAAAUGGCGCCUCAUGGUAAGAAAAUUGGCAUGAAUAAAUUUUGUUUUGUUUAACGACACUACUAGAGCACAUUGAUUUAUUAAUCAUCGGCUAUUGGAUAUCAAACAUUUUGUAAUUUUGACAGUCUUAAGGAGGAAAUCCGCUACAUUUUCUAUUAGUAGCAAGGGAUCUUGUAUACGCACCAUCCCAUAAACAUGAUAGCACAUACCACGGCCUUUGAUAUACCAGUCGCGGUGCACUGGCUGGAACCACAAAUAGCCCAGUUGGCAUGUACAGUACAUUCCAAAUAUUUAAGUAUUAGAAAUAUACCCAAGAGUGUUACUUUAAGCAACAAUCUAUUGGAAUAUCAAAUUGUGAUAGUUUACACAAGGUGGCUGCAUACUACAGGUCAGUUAAUACUCUGAUAUAUGAUGUCUGAUUCUUUGAACUAGUUUAGUAACACAAUGACUGCUUUACGGAGGUGUUCCCUUUACCAGGUUUGACUGUACAUGCUCACCACCGGUUUGUAGGUAGGUUGUUAUACAGAGGUGACCGCUUUAGCAGGUUUGACGGUACAUGCUCACCACCGGUGUCGAGGUAGACAGGUUGCUAUCGAACCAACGAAUGCAAUUAAAAGCUCAACAUAGCGAAUUUUCUACCUCACUCCCUUUGUUAUCCAACAGUGUAUCAUCUUGUACAAAGUUUAUAUAUUAAUGUACGUUCUGCUCAUAUUAAUGAAAUGACCUGGCAUCGUGUUUAUGGAAUAUGUAAUCAUUUCGGCUAAUUUUCCA
Gigantopelta aegis is the source of this 4640-nucleotide messenger RNA. Its product is annotated as protocadherin beta-9-like. The transcript has 3 exons. The coding region runs from base 55 to 3501 and encodes 1148 amino acids. NCBI's taxonomy places the organism in Eukaryota, Metazoa, Mollusca, Gastropoda, Neomphalida, Peltospiridae. The record is from RefSeq and is a predicted model, not a curated record. Gene Ontology annotation, molecular function: calcium ion binding. Gene Ontology annotation, cellular component: plasma membrane. Gene Ontology annotation, biological process: homophilic cell-cell adhesion.